Messenger RNA from Penicillium mononematosum, 201 nucleotides. RefSeq lists its product as uncharacterized. The record is from RefSeq and is a predicted model, not a curated record. Lineage: Eukaryota; Fungi; Ascomycota; Eurotiomycetes; Eurotiales; Aspergillaceae. The transcript has a single exon. The coding region runs from base 1 to 201 and encodes 66 amino acids.
AUGCACGAAACGGUCACGGAGACAAAACAGAACACAUGCCACGACGUUCUGACAAAUGUCAGCGAUACGUUCUAUACAGUCAGCGAAAGCCCGAAACUCGCCGUGGUAGCAAUGCUACUCCCAGCGAUACACAUUCGCACUGGAGCUGGACAGCUUGGCUUUCUCAGUCAAGUUUCUCCUACCUCCCCGCUGGCCGGGUGA